Molecule: messenger RNA, 1863 nt
Organism: Diachasma alloeum
Lineage: Eukaryota; Metazoa; Arthropoda; Insecta; Hymenoptera; Braconidae
Exons: 5
Coding region: 1-1863 (620 amino acids)
Source: RefSeq, a predicted model, not a curated record
AUGGUAUUACCCACUGAGAGGAGUUCGAAAAAUCGUCUAGAAGUAAAUGGGGCAAAGAAAAGAGAGUUAUGUAAGGAUAACAGAAAUUCUAAGAAGGCUAAACAGAAAACCCAGCAAAAAUUUGAUCGAUUCCUGCUCGAGUCAAUGGAUAAAAAUCCGGAAAAGAAAGUACCGAAAUCCAACGGGAAUAUAAGUGCGACUAAAUCUGAUGCCAGUAGAGAAGAGCUGAGGCAGAGCGGACCUGAACUUGACCGUAAACCCCCAGCAGAGAAAAAUACUUCAAAGGUGGAAAUUACUUUCAAUGACUCUCAGACUGGAGAUAAAAGGAAUUGUGUGCUCUGCGAUUCGUGUGCAUCAUUACCAGUAAUACCAGAGGUAAUUCUUGCCGUUGAACAUCUACUUGGUCAUUUGAAAUACCAGCUGAACUCUCGAUCUGCAAGAGAGGACGGCAAUCCAGAGAGUUUGAAAAUGGAGAUGAAACAUCAAUCGUGGAGAGUCCCUGGCCCCAUGGAGAUUGAAUUGAUGGCUCGUUGCGGAGUUUGGGCGAACAAUGGACAGCUCAGCACCAUGACAAUCAACCAUAGAAAAGACGGCAAAGAGUUGGCAAGACAAAUAUUAAAAUGGCAAGAGGGAGAAGACAAGUUGAAGGGGAUGUGUGCAAAAGGGGGGAGUAAUGUAAACGAAGGAUUGGAUCCUGUAUUGUAUCGUGCAGUAGAAGAUUACGUAGCACAAGAGACUCAAUUCUCUGAUAAGGUGUCAUUCACUCGAAUGGUUAAUAAUAUGUGUGGAUCACUGAGAACUGGUAAGGGGAUGGUAUUGAAGACAGGUGGGAGGGGACAAAGUAAACAGGUAAAGAAUCUCCUGAAGAAGAAAAAACCUAAGAUAUCGAAAUCUACGAUCUCCAGCUCCGAUGAAACUGCUGAUUUGUCCAUUGCCUCGGAAAUUGCAUUCUCCAAUGAUGAAUUGGCAGGUAUUAAUGUUCGUCGUACUAGAAAGGCAGUCAAAAGGCAAUUUAAUGAUGGAAAAGAUGGGGAUUCUGAAUUAGAACGUUGCUCACUAUGGGUUAAUCAAAUGACAGGGACGAAAGAUGCUUCAUCUGCCUCAGAGAGGGACCAGGAUGACUGGGUGCCUCCUCCAGGACUCCAGAAUAAUAGUUUUACUAGUCGGUCAGGAGAUUUCUCUAUUGAUUGUCUCAAUGCAACUUUGGGGACUGGAAAAACUAAAACAUCGACUCCAACUGAAGGGCAAAAGAGGAAACGUCAGAUUGAUGAUAAAUACAUUUUUGGACAUCGCUCAUCAACAUUUAGUAGCCAUACCCUGGAUAAUAUCAGUCCUAUAAAUGAUAAAAAGGCAAAGAAACAUGACAAAAUGCCUGUGCCGAAUGUAAGAGCUCCUGAGAGUGAGUCCUCUAGUAAAUCAGCUUCAGUAACACCAAGAAAACAUUUGAGCCCUAAAAAUUUGAAUCCCAUAAAUGCAGUUGCUACUAACGUCUCAGCCAUCCCUCCCCCCAACGCUGCUCCUGAUACCAAUGGCAAUGAUUCAUCAACUGCUCCCACUCAGAAAGUCAUGAACAAUGGGGAUAAAGAAAACAUGACAUUCACUAAAGAAUUUCAACCAUUGCUCCAGCCUCAUCACAAUUUUAAUGCUAAUUUCAACUACCAGCAGUCUUGGAAUCCUCAGAACGCCUAUUAUCAAGGUGGGAUCCCUCAACAGCCCCAGUAUUUUCCUUAUAAUCGUGGAAUGGGCAAUGUGCACUCAACUGAUAAUUUCCAGGCUGAAUUCUAUGGACAGCAGACGAAUGCACAAAAUAAUGGACAGGAUCUGGCCCCCUACAAAAAUCCCGUCUCGUAUCAAAAUUAUUAA